Pelagomonas calceolata is the source of this 4457-nucleotide messenger RNA. The record is from the annotation of a GenBank genome assembly. NCBI's taxonomy places the organism in Eukaryota, Pelagophyceae, Pelagomonadales, Pelagomonadaceae.
UUGGCAUUGCGUCGGGCGGCGGACGGCACAGAUUCCCCACGCGGGGCAGGCGCGCACGGUGCGUCGCCGCGUCGGACGCGUUUUUGCCAAGCGCAGCAGGCGGGCCAUCCAUAACUUGCGCCGCAAUCAAUCCAGGGGCAGCCACCAAGACCAAAACUGCUGUUCCACAGCUACCGCGAAGCGCAAGCUACGCCGCCGCGGGACUGCCAACCGGGUAGUCUAACCCCGCGGCGACCGCACGCAAAAGCAUCAAGCUCAACUUCGGCCGCGCUGCUGUUCCACAACACACAAUGGACCCGGCCCACGUCGACGCCCUGAUCGGCAGCGCCACGGAGACGGAAGACGACGAGGAGGAGCUGGUGGUCGUCGAAGAGCGCACCGACAGCGGCUCCCCGACAAGUGGCGAGUACGAAGAGUACGAGGAGUUCGAGGAGGUCUCGGCGUCGAGCGAGGGGGCUGCGGCGCCUGAACAACUGGAGGCGGACUUCGGCGAGAUGCGCGGGAAGCUGGCCGCGCUGCGAGCUCGGAUGGAGGCGAAGCCUCCACCCCGACCGGCCUCGGACGCGUCGCUGGACCAGGCGGCGUCGCCCACCUUCCAGGCGGCGGCGCCGUCGGACCAGCCCUCGUCCCCGACACCGGAGGACUCUCAUGACACCCACCUCUCGGCCGCGAAAACGCUACCGCGGCGCUACGCCGUCAAGGCGCCCGGCGCGUUGAUCAGAGCGGGCGUGGACAUGGCCUCGGCCAAAGUGAGGCAAUUGGCGCCCCACGACAUGAUCGUGGUCGAGGAAGUGAGCGUCGCUCCGGAGGGCGUGCCGCGCUGUAGGAUUUCAAUGCCCGUGGCAGGCUGGCUCAGUUGCAAGUGCGUGCAAGGUGGCGAGGCGCUAGCUGUCAUUGCCAUGAGGCCGCCGACGCCGCCUGGAGUGGAAGAAACCAAGACGUCAAGGCGGGACCCGCUGCGCGACAAGCGCGCCGACCCCCAAAGUCCGCCGAACGUGCCGCCGCCUCCCAAAAGUCCACCUCCAACAUUGGACAUCUCGCCCGCCACAAGCCCGGAGACGCCCCAGAAGAUGGAGGCCCUCCAGGAGGCUGCCGAGAAAAUUGUGGAGGAGAAUCAAGAAGAAAGAAGGGCGAAAGCCCGCGAGGACAUCCUCGCCUUCUACGCUAGACACAACGCCGAGAAGGUGCCCGGCGCGGAUAAGCUCAUCGAGAAGUACAAGGAGCAGGGCGUCCACGAGCCCGAGUUAUUAGACGCGAUUGUCAAAAAAUAUACCAGAGAGGGCCGCCUCGUGCCCGAGGAGGAGCCGUCGGCGCCGCUGUCGCCGGACCUCAAGAGCCCUUCCCUCAAGGUGCCGGUCACGCCAGCAGAAGCCGCGCGUAUGAGAGCUGUGGUCUUACCGAAGGACGAAAUAAGCGUGGCGCCCUCUCCUUCUCGGAGCCCGAUGAGCCGCCGGAAACACGUAUUUCCCUCGCCAACAGUCGCGCGGAAGCUCGACGCCGAACCGCGGGAGAUCAACAAACCGGCCGACGCGAAGGCGCCGACGUACGAAAGGAAACCUUUGGGGGAGGACAGUCCGUUGAGGCGAGCCUGGGCCAAGGGCCUGACGCCGUCGUCGCCGGCGGCGGUCCCGAAGAAGGACGCCGUGAAUGCUUCUCCCAUCGUAGACCGUGUUCCCCUGAAGCAGGACCGCGGGGCCGAUCCUGAGGCCUUGUUAGACGCGGUCUUCGGCGGCGGCGAUGAUGACGGCGGCGCGACGCCGGCGCGGUCCGAGCCCCCGCGGACGCCGGUGUCCUCGGUGUUGCUGAGGAGCGCCAAAUCGCCGGAGCACCCUUUGUCUGCCGGUAAAGGCGGCGUCGAGGCGGGCGGCGGCCCGCCGGGCUCGCCCUGGUCGCCCGGCGCGGCCGCGGCGCCGGCGGUGGCGGCAGCGGUCGCGGUGGCGGCGCCGGCCGCGUCCGGCGAGGCCGCGGCGCCCGCCGCGGCCGCGGCCACCACGCCGGCCGCACAACCGGCCGAGACCGCCCGGACGCCGACGUCGCAAGCGUCGUCGGAACAAAAGGCGGCGCCGGCCGCGGUCGCACCGCCGGCCGCACAACCGGCCGAGACCGCCCGGACGCCGACGUCGCAAGCGUCGUCGGAACAGAAGCCGUCCUCGUCAAAGUCCAAGGACACGCCGUCGGCGGCGUCGGCGACCGACAGCGCGGUACUCCCAGCCGACGCGGCCGCGGCCAUAGCAAGGGCCAGGGCCGAGGCGAACGCGCCGCAGCAGCCCUUCGCAUCAGCACCGAUACCCCCGGCGCCGACGCCACUAGGUGACGAAGCCUUGCGGGCGGCCUUUGAGAGUGCGGACGCGAAUAGCAACGGCGAGGUGUCCAUCAUCGAGGCCAUCAAAGCCCUACGGGCCAACGCGGACUUUGCGCGAGCUUUAGGCUUGGAGCCGCAGCACGUCAAGCAGGAGGAUGGAUCUAGAGACAAGUUCAUAAGGGCCUUCGGGGCCUUCGACGGCGACGGAGACAAGCGGCUGACCUUCUCGGAAUUUAGAGCAGGUUACCGCGCGCUUGUGGAACAACGGGAGAACGAAGAAAAACAGCACCGCCGCAGCGACUCGCAGGAGCGGUUUGCCAAUAGAUUGAAAUUCUGGGGCGGGUCUCCUGGAAGUUCUCCUUCACCGUCACCAGUACCAGCAUUAGCGAUCGAAGCAGCGCGACCGUCGCGCCUGACGUUCCCGACGUCGGACAGCCCGGCCUCGCAUCGUCGUGAAGAGUCUUUUGGGGAUGACGUCGCGUUCCUCGCGCGCGUUGCUGGAAGUAGGCGGUCGUCGGAACGGUCCGACCCGCCCGCUUCUCGCCGGUCGUCGGAGCGGUCCGACCCGGCCCCGGCGCCCGUCGAGCCCGACUCCGACGACGAGUCCUCUGGAAGUUCGGCGGUCAUCGAGCUGCCCGUGCACCGGCCGCAAGCUUCUACCACUUCUCCUACGGUGAUUCCCAAGCUCUCAUUUGUAAAACCGGCAACCCCAGAGCUGCCACCACCGCCACCACCACCUCCAGAAGAACCAACGAGGGACACGACGCCCGUCGCGCGGCACGAUUCUGGACCCGUCUUCGAACCGAUCGACGCCGUGUCGCCGUUGUCCGCGGCGUCGCCCUUUAGAUUGAAUCGGCGGCCGCGCUUCUGGGACAAAUCACCUGAUGUGAAGCGACCGAAGCCGCAGAAGCCCAAGAAGGUUUUACUCGAAAAGAGGACGAACUACAUGCGGUUCGGAGCCACAAAACUCGACAAAAAGUCCAAAAGGCCCUCGCCGACCAUACCCUUAUCGCCGGCCACGCGCAAAUCCAAAAAACAGAACCUAGAUUACUUCGACGAGACGGCGGCGGCGCGCUGUUACACGGAGGGGCUGCGCAUGGCCGAGGACGCCCGUGAUUUAUUUGAAAGGUUGAUUGCCGACGACCCCGCGUCUCCUCCUCAAUCGCCCGCUUCCACGCGGUCGGAAGCUUUUUCAAUGAAGUCUCCGGUGAAGACGGCGCCGGCCUGGAAGAUGGGCUAUACGAACACGGCGCACGAGCUCCGGCCGAAGUUUAGAGGUGGCGCGGUUUGACGACCUGUAAGUAGUAGUUUACAACGCACGGCACGGAUGGAUCCGAUUCAUUUUGUAGGCGUGCGCCGCUAUCGACGCGCAAAGGCUCUCAAACCUGUGGCUCAGGCUAGUUACGUCGCAGGGUCCCCCUUACCCUGCCCUCGAGCGGCGCUUCUUUCGAACGGAACCUUUGUGGCACCCUUCCCGGCAGGAGAUUUUGUCGAAACCAUCGAUGUUCCGGGCUCGAUUGCCUCUUUCGGUUUCUUCAAGGGAGACUGGGCCGUCAUGCGAUUCUAUGGCCCGCUCGAGUUCGACGAAGAGUCGCGCAAUGUCUCUUUUACUUUUAGGCGGACCGAGCUGUUCGGCGGCGCCAUCGCCUGGAAUUACCCUGACGAUAUGAACCUUCCUGACAUCUCUUUCCCACUUAUUGACUGUGACGGUCAAGUAGCGCUGUUCAAAGGCCCGAAAGAAACGUUCGUGCUGUUGGAGCGGGCUGAGGCGCCCUUGACGAGCUGGAAAUAUCGUGGCCUCCCCGCUGACAGCGAAGACGGCAAGUGGUACUCGCAAGACCGCAAGGGAUCGAUCCAAGGCAAUGUCGCGGGCCUGGGCUUGGCCUUGGCCGGCGGCUCCGCGGCCCUCGUUUUAGGUUUGCAGGUAGGCUUGGUCGCGACUCUCGCCGCAAUCGCCUUGGUGGGCCUUGUCCUCCUUCCCAACCUUGGCGAUGUUGGUUCUCUUCUAGGAUACUCCCCGGGCACGACGUCCGCCUGGACCAGAGAUGAAGGGUGGACCGUGACCUAUCCAAAUGGGACGGUUUCCAAACAGGAAGGUGACGGGUGGACCACAAGCAUUGGAGGCGCUGAAUCCAAAGACGACGAAGAUGACUAG